Messenger RNA from Leptinotarsa decemlineata (Colorado potato beetle), 1690 nucleotides. Its product is annotated as lachesin. NCBI's taxonomy places the organism in Eukaryota, Metazoa, Arthropoda, Insecta, Coleoptera, Chrysomelidae. The record is from RefSeq and is a predicted model, not a curated record. Gene Ontology annotation, cellular component: neuron projection.
UCUUCGUACUUCACCGGUUGGCUACACUGAACCUGAAGUUAGAAAUUACUGUUUUCCCGUUUGUGUCAACUUUGUGUAUUGUGUACAAAUGGUUGCGUUUGUUGCUUAGCGUUUGUUUUAUUAUAUUCUGGUGUAUUUUAAAUAUGGCGACUGUAGGGUUUUUAUUUUUUAUAGGCUUUAUAAAUAUUGCCCUAGCACAAAGGUCGCCAACUAUAUCAUAUAUUACCCAAACACAAAUUAAGGAUAUUGGAGGAACUGUAGAGCUGUCAUGUUCGGUUCAAUAUACAGCAGAUUACUCGGUUAUUUGGAUGAAAGUCGACAAGAAUCAGAAUUCCUACAGUUUACCGAUCUCCACUGGAAGCUCUCUGAUUUUGCAUGAUUCAAGAUUCUCUCUAAGAUAUGAUCCUAGCAGUUCAACUUACGUACUCCAGAUCAAAGACAUCCAAGAGACCGAUGCAGGAUAUUAUCAGUGUCAAAUAUUGAUAUCCCCCAGCAACAGGGUGUCUGCUGAAGUUGAACUGCAAGUGCGAAGGCCCCCUUUCAUUUCUGACAAUUCCACUAGGUCCAUAGUGGUUUCUGAAGGUCAAGCUGUACAAAUGGAAUGCUAUGCUGGUGGAUAUCCGCCACCAAGGAUAUCUUGGAGGCGUGAAAAUAAUGCCAUUCUACCCACCGGAGGCUCAAUUUAUAGGGGUAACAUUUUGAAAAUCAAACAGAUCCGUAAAGAAGAUCGAGGUACUUACUAUUGUGUAGCUGAAAACGGAGUAGGAAGAGGAACAAAAAGAAAUAUUGCAGUAGAAGUGGAAUUUGCUCCUGUUGUGGUAGUGCCAAGACCGCGUUUAGGCCAGGCCCUCCAAUUCGACAUGGAUCUGGAAUGUCAUGUUGAAGCCUAUCCCCCUCCUGCUAUAACUUGGGAAAAAGAUGAUAUAACUCUGUCCAACAACCAGCACUACAGAAUAUCCCAUUUCGCUGUAGCAGACGAAUUCACCGACACCACAAUCAGAGUCAUCACCAUAGAAAAGAGGCAGUAUGGUCAGUAUGUCUGUAAGGCAGCUAAUAAACUUGGCACAGCUGAAGGAAGAGUUGAACUCUUUGAAUCUGUGAUUCCUGUUUGUCCGCCUGCCUGUGGUUCUGCUAGAUAUGCUGCUGCUGCUACAAUAUCAACCAGUACGGCAGCUAUCUUCAUCUCUCUGGUGAUUUUCAUGUUCAGAAAUAUCCGUUCCCAACAGUAACUACCCAGGACUCAUUUGGCUGAAUUCUGCAAGAAAGAACAUUGAAGCGCCACUCUUCAAUAUUAUUUUAACGGUUGUUUUGAUAUUUCGUAACUGAAACACAAUUUAAUUCUUCGACAUGUCCCGGGUCCUAGCUUUUAUUUCCAACAGUUUUGCAUUUAGUCGAGUAAACAAUUCUUUUUGCGAUACAAUCUGAAUUGUAGAUUGUAAUGGGUCGUAAAGUUUUUUUUCAGCAUCUCACUACGGCAAUGUAAAUUAAUCAGACAAAAUGGAAGAGAGCAGUUUUGGUGAUUAUUUCGUUAACUGUUGUCUGGAAUUUGGACUGGAAAGUAUACCUUGAAUAUGUUCAAAUUGUAGCUCGAUAACUCCCAAUUGAUUAGUUUUUUUUGCAUUAUAUUGGUGAUAUUUAUUAACUGGAAAAAAUCGAACUUUGGGAGUGAUCAAAAUCUUUUGAACGCAGC